AUGGAGGAAGCAACUACGUCUGCGGAGCGCACGGAGGAAUUGUGGCACAAACUGCAGUACGAAGAGUCUUUGAAACUGCGCGCUGCAGAAGCCCCAGCCGCAAGCCAUCGACAACCCGAAAAAGCUCCAGCCCCGAAACAAAGCUCACUGCAAACUUCAUUUUCCCGCAAUGUGCCUUAUGAAAAGAAAAGUGUCAAGUGGUGUAAUAUAACUAAAGCGGUGUCCUACCACAUUGCUAAAGAUAUGGUCCCCGUUGCAACUGUGGCACAAAUCGGAUUCCAAAAGCUACUGAAAACUAUGGACCCGAGAUAUGAGCUUCCCAGUCGCAACUACUUUGCACGAGAAGCACUGCCACAAAUGUACACUGAAAUCAGACAGAGCCUUGCUGACCGGCUCGCUAACGUGACCCAUUUUGCGUUGACCAGCGAUAUGUGGUCGAGCAGGACGUGUGAGCCUUACAUGAGCAUGACAGUUCACUUCAUUCAAGACUGGGAGAUGAAAACAGCGUGUCUGCAAACAAGUUAUUUCCCCCAGGACCACACCGGUGAGCACAUAGCUGAGGCCCUGCAGGACGCAAUUGCAAGCUGGAAACUCCAAGAAAAGUAUCUGGUUGCUAUAACAACCGACAACGGGAGCAACAUCGUCAAAGCGGUUGAGCUGAACGAGUGGCUGAGGAUGCAGUGCUUCGGUCACAGACUGCACUUGGCUAUUGGACAUGGCAUGAAUGACAAGCGUGUCACCCGGGCCAUUUCUUUGUGCAAAAGAAUUGUAAGCUGUUUUUCGUACAGCUGGAAGAAAAGGAGACAUCUUGCUGAAGUCCAGAUUCAGCUGGGUCUGCCAAGUCACCAACUCAUAACCGAGUCUGCCACACGCUGGGGAUCCAGGCAGCAGAUGAUAGAGAGAGUCCUGGAGCAGGAAGGAGCACUGGCCAAAGUCCUGUCUAAUGACAAAAAGACCAGGCAUCUUGUCCCUACCUGGCAGGACUUAGAGGUCCUAGAAGCAGUCCAAAAGGUCCUGAAACCUCUCCAGGACUUUACUGAUGCUUUAUCAGGUGAGGAGUACGUCACUCUAUCAUAUGUGAAACCUGUGCUGCACCUUUUUAACGAAAGUCUCCUGGCAUGUGAAGAGGGUGAUAGCGAGCUUUGUAAAACGAUCAAGACCAGCAUUGUUGAGUACCUCAACAGCAAAUAUUCUGACCCAGCCACUACUGACCUUUUGGAGAUGGCUUCAUUUGUGGAUCCUCGGUUCAGGGCCACCUACAUCCCAAGUGAAAAAGUCGAUGCAUUAAAGCACAGAGCUGUCUUGGAGGUGGAGACGCUACUGGCUGAUCAGAGCAGCUGUCAACCGCCUUGCCUAUGUGUGCCCACUGUGCCUGAGCCUGCAGAUGGAGAAGCAGCAGUAGCACCAAAAGCUAAGAGACUGGCAAGCUUCUUCAAGAAGCGCACAGCCACCACCACUGCACCAACCAAGAGGGAGGCUAUUGAAAAUGAACUGUCAAGUUACUUGCAGUCCGCAAGUGUGGAGAGUGACACUGAUCCUCUCAAGUGGUGGAAGGAUCAUGAAGUUUUCUUUCCAUCUCUGAGCCACCUGGCAAAAAAGUAUCUCUUGGUACCAGCUACCAGUUCACCCUCCGAAAGGGUUUUCAGCUGUAGUGGCAAUAUCGUGACCUGCCACAGAGCAUCUCUGAAGCCGGAUGCUGUUGACAGGCUGGUGUUUCUCGCACAAAAUCUUUAA
This is a messenger RNA of Carassius carassius (crucian carp), 1734 nucleotides long. RefSeq names its product E3 SUMO-protein ligase ZBED1-like. Gene Ontology annotation, molecular function: protein dimerization activity. The transcript is spliced from 3 exons. The record is from RefSeq and is a predicted model, not a curated record. Bases 1 to 1734 code for a protein of 577 amino acids. NCBI's taxonomy places the organism in Eukaryota, Metazoa, Chordata, Actinopteri, Cypriniformes, Cyprinidae.